CUCAGGCUGAUAGCAGCUCAGCAGUGAUAGCCGGCAAACUUUUGAAAAAGAGUUAAAAGAAAUUGAGUUUUACAGUGCUAAAUUGUUUAAAUAAUUUUGUUUAUAAUUAUAAGAACAACCCUUUGUUCACUAAUCCUAGUUUCAUCAUUAGUAUCGACGUUUACUAAGUUUAAUCAUGACAAAUGGAAUGGACCCUACUUACCUUGUUGACCAGCCAAAUAAGGUUGCUGAAAUUUACAGAAAUUAUCGUCCCACAAUUAUGCCUUUAGAGAUUGAAAAACACCUAGAUUUCAUUGAUAUUUCAGAAGACGGAUACUUUCUCCUUGGCUCAUCGAACCUGACUGGAAGAUACUGGAGAGGCUCUGUAUGGUACUAUAGUAAACCACCUUUGCCCCCCCAAAAAGAAGAAUGUGAGACAGGAAUGGAAUGUGAUAAUACUGUUUCCGAUGGUCAAUUUCUUAAUAAUAAAACAAUAAUAGUUGGUGAUGAUGGAGGGGCUGUGAUAGUUUAUGAAAUUACAAAACGAGAAGAUGGAACAUUAGUUUUUACCCAGAAAAGUGCAAGAUAUGAACAUGACAGUUCUGUAUCGAGUAUUUCUGUUUCCACGGACAAGACUGGGAUUGUGUCUGCAGGAUUUGAUAUGUGCAUCAAGGUUUGGGAUGGAGAUGAACUGAGCCCUGCACAGACUUUCCGCAACGCUCACUCUCACCAGGUGACCAAAGUGGCUCACUCCCCCGAACCUGGCUCUAGAGUGUUUGCUUCCACUGGUCUGGACGGACUUGCCCUUGUGUGGGACACUAGACAACCCAAGCCCGCCUCAGUCGUCAUCGACCACCCAGGAGAAGGAAUGACAGCUGUUACAUGGAAGAGUGGGGAUUUCAAUACACUUGCCGUGGGUUCGUCGUUUGGGAACGUCUCUCUUAUGGAUCUACGUACUAAUUCGUCAAUACAACAGUCAGCGCCUUACAAACGAACGAUUUUCAAAUUACUCUUUAUCAAUCCAAGAUCUAUGGUAGUUUGUGCUGAUUCUAACGAACUCAAAGUAAUUGAUACUUCAUCGCCCAACUUAGAUAUCAGCUAUAUGGACAAGCGGCACUCAGAUUUUGUCAGAGGACUUGCUUACGACAACAAAGCUAGUGUUCUCUACUCCUGCGGCUGGGAUAAACAAGUUCUGUCUCACUCUCUCCCCUGACAGGAACACAUCUUACAACAUUUGUGAAACUACUUUUCAGUGAAAAUAAAGUGUUAAACAAUAUUGUUAUUCUGUGAAGUGAACACAACUUUUUGCUAUAUGUGUUAUGUUGUCAUUAUUAAACAGAAAUUAAACGUGACAUGAUUCAU
This is a messenger RNA of Macrosteles quadrilineatus (aster leafhopper), 1341 nucleotides long. Its product is annotated as methylosome protein 50-like. Gene Ontology annotation, biological process: oocyte axis specification. Gene Ontology annotation, cellular component: methylosome. The coding region runs from base 176 to 1192 and encodes 338 amino acids. NCBI's taxonomy places the organism in Eukaryota, Metazoa, Arthropoda, Insecta, Hemiptera, Cicadellidae. The record is from RefSeq and is a predicted model, not a curated record. Gene Ontology annotation, molecular function: protein binding. The transcript is spliced from 7 exons.